Molecule: messenger RNA, 932 nt
Organism: Owenia fusiformis
Lineage: Eukaryota; Metazoa; Annelida; Polychaeta; Sabellida; Oweniidae
Source: the annotation of a GenBank genome assembly
AAAAUCAUUCAUACUGGAGUGAAGCAGUUUAAAUGUGACAUUUGUUCUCAAACAUUUGCACAUAGAUCUAGCUUAAAAAGACACAAUCGAAUUCAUACUGGGGAAAAGCCAUUUAAAUGUAACAUUUGUUCUAAAACAUUUGCAGACAGAACCAGCUUAGUAAAACAUAAUCUAAUUCAUACUGGAGAAAAGAAGUUUAAAUGUGACACUUGUCAUAAAACAUUUGCGAGGAAAUCUCACUUAGUAAGUCACAAUCUCAUCCACUCUGGUGAAAAGAAGUUUAAAUGUGACAUAUGUUAUAAAACAUUUGCAUUGAAAUCUAACUUAUUAAGGCACAAUCUCAUCCAUACUGGAGAAAAACAGAUUAAAUGUGACAUUUGUUCUCAAACAUUUGCAAGGAAGUCAGACAUACCAAUUCACAAUCUCAUCCAUACUGGAGAAAAGAAUUUUAAAUGUGACAUUUGUUUUAAGACAUUUGCACAGAAACCUCACUUAGUAAGUCACAAUCUCAUCCAUACUGGAGAAAAACAAUUUAAAUGUGACAUUUGUUCUAAAACGUUUACAUGGAAAUCUGCCUUAGUGAGUCACAAUCUCAUCCAUACUGGAGAAAAAAAAUUAAAAUGCGACAUUUGUUCUAAAGCAUUUGCACAUACAUGUAAAUCACAAUUAGCAUGUCAUAAUGUUAUUCAUACUGGAGAAAAGAAAUUUAAAUGUGACAUAUGUUCUAAAGCAUUUGCAUAUAAAUCUAAUUUAGUAUCUCAUUCACACUGGAAAAAAGCAGUUUAAAUGUGACAUUUGUUUUAAAGAAUUUGCACGGAAAGAUACAUUGGUAACACACAAAUUCAUUCAUACUGGAGGAAAGAACUUUAAAUGUGACAUUUGUUCUAAGACAUUUGUACAGAAAUCUCACUUAGUUAGUCACAACCUUAUCC